UUAAAAUUAAAAAUAACAUGAGCUUAUACAACAUAUACAUCGUUCUUGUACUUUUAUUGUACAGUCGGUCAGUCGUAGGCCAAGAAGACAUCAGACUCUGUACAAAGAUGUACGAAUAUUGCAAACUACAGCAAACGAGUGGUGGACAGAGUGAGCCAUGUGCCGAUCAGAUCUCAGAACCGGGUCGUGUUGGAAAAACUGGUCCACGUGGUAUGCCGGGACAAAAAGGAGAACCUGGUGUCGUUGAUUACAAUCGUGUCAAUGCCAAAAUAUCAGAAGACAUUUCAGAAGUGGAAAUGCGUCUGAAUGAGAAAUACAAUAAGAUGGAAGAAGCAUUGCAAAGAGAUCGUUAUUAUCCGGAUAGUUGUCGUGGAUUACACAAACUCAAUUCUCUUUCUUGGAAUGAAACCGGAGGAGUUUUUGAAAUCUACCCUACCCCUGUUUCUGAAAAGAUUGAGGUUUACUGUGACCUCGUGACAGAUGGAGGAGGGUGGAUUGUAUUUCAACGCCGAAUGGAUGGCUCUGAAGACUUUUAUCGUGGAUGGAAUGAUUAUGUAAAUGGAUUUGGAAAUACGAUUGGAGAAUUUUGGCUUGGUUUAGAAAAUAUCUAUCAGACCUUGAAAAGCAAGACUUACGAACUCAGAGUAGACAUGGAAGACUGGGAAGGAAACAAAGCCUAUGCAAAAUAUGGAGCAUUCUCGAUCGGCGAUUCUUCAACAAAUUAUCGUUUAACGGUUGGUCAAUACAGUGGAAAUGCUGGCGAUUCACUUGGACAUUCCCAACAUCAAGGACGACCCUUCACAACUAAAGACUCGGAUCACGACACAGCAUCUGACGAAAACUGUGCUGUUAAGUACAAGGGAGCGUUCUGGUACGGAGCUUGUCAUGCAACAAAUUUGAAUGGGCUGUAUAUCGAAGGAGGAAAGGCACAACACGCAAUCUCUGUAGUGUGGUAUCAUUGGAAAGGCCAUGAUUAUUCUUUGAAGUUUGUUGAAAUGAAAAUGAGGCAAAAGCAGUAGCCGAAUUAUACUAUGAGUUCACAUACAAUAUUUCUUUAUUCAGCAUUUGUAAAAUACGUACGUUAUAUCUCACGAUUCACGCAGCUAUAUUGGGCACAGUGGUCAUAUAAAUGAUUUUAGAAAAUGUCAAUGUUUUUUGGAAAUCCGAUAGUCUGUUUACAAAGAGUACAGCCACCCAAAGAAUGUUGUUCAUACUUUAUCGCUGUCAUGUAGAUAUCGGGAUUUAUUUUUAUGGAAGCUGAACAAGGAGUAUACUGCCAAUCAAGUGAAAUGCUUUAUGUAAAAGUUGCCCAAAUUAAAAAUGGUAAUAAAUGUGUGAAGACCUGUG
Messenger RNA from Styela clava, 1347 nucleotides. The record is from RefSeq and is a predicted model, not a curated record. Lineage: Eukaryota; Metazoa; Chordata; Ascidiacea; Stolidobranchia; Styelidae.